AUGUUUGCAAGACUUGUCAAAGCUGAUCAGAGCAGAAGUAUGGAUGGUGAAGUGGAAUCGAUGAACAGAAGGGCUGAGAGUCCUUUGGGCCAGCUGACAGGUUUGGGGAUGGGUUGUCUGCUGGGCCAGAGGUCUCGGCACUGCGGGCCGGGCCUCGCCAGUCCUCAGGAGUACAACCAGUGGCUGCCGUACCGCCAUGAUGCCAGCAUGCUGCCUAUGAAAGAAGACCUGGCUCUUUGGCUCAACACCAUCAUGGGUGUGGACGUCACCGCUGACAGUCUGAUGGACAGAUUGGACAAUGGCAUUGUUCUUUGUCAACUGGCCCAGUUUCUCCAGGAUAAGAUGAGCCACAGUAGUCUUGGCAAGCCCUUUACCAUGAGAGUGAUCCAUUGGCGAGCUGAUGCAACUUCAGGAUCAUUUUUUGCCAGAGACAACACAGCUAACUUCCUCUACUGGUGCCGCAAGAUUGGCAUUGACAGGGCCCACCUUUUUGAAUCUGAGGAUUUGGUCCUCCAUAAGCAUCCACGGGAGGUGUGCUUGUGCCUGAUGGCGCUGGGACGCAUGGCUGCCAGGUAUGGAGUGGAGCCUCCAGGCCUGGUGAAGUUGGAGAGCGAGAUAGAGAAGGAAGAGGCAGGGAGCGCCUCUCCAUUGUCCUCGCUACCCUUCUCCUUUUUUCCAUCCCCCGAGCUUUAUGCACUAUCACAUUCAAGCAAGCCUUCAACCCCGCCGCCUCCUUCUCAUCCAUUGCCCGGCACUCCGAGCUCAACCUGCCUCUCUGAAGCCCACAUCACGCCCCUCACGUCUGAUCGUCCUUCAACGGCUGCAGACCCAAUGCCCACAUGUUUAUCCCCCCUGCAGUCCUUCCACUCAGCUCCAAAACUCUACACAAGCACAGCUUCAACACAAACCCCUUUGUGCCCCACUAGCACAUCUGCAGCCUCAAAAGGCCAAACGCAGGUGGCCAUUGCCGCAAGCACACCCUCCCGACCACCAAACCUGAUCCGUUGCUCCAGUAAAUCUACUAUCCGAAAGAGCACUGGCACCAGCAACAUUUUGGAUGACACCGUGAGAAACAUUAUUGAAAAUCCUCCCUGCAGCUGUCCAAACAGGUUCCCUGUUGAAAAGCAGCCAAAAAGCUGUUAUCGUGUGGGGGAUAAAGUUCUUUACAUACGGAUGCUGAAUGAGCGUCACGUGAUGGUGCGUGUGGGUGGAGGCUGGGAGACUUUUUUAAGCUACCUACAGAAACACGACCCCUGCAGAGGAGGACCAGGGGGAAGAUCUGAAGUCAGGGGCAGUCGGGACAAAGUAAAGCCACUCACUUUGAACAUGUCACCUGACAGCUACAUGGUGGUCAACGCCCAUUACCGUGGAAAGAAGUAG
Messenger RNA from Phycodurus eques (leafy seadragon), 1380 nucleotides. RefSeq names its product growth arrest-specific 2b (gene gas2b). The transcript has 8 exons. Gene Ontology annotation, cellular component: actin filament. Gene Ontology annotation, molecular function: microtubule binding; actin filament binding; cytoskeletal adaptor activity. Lineage: Eukaryota; Metazoa; Chordata; Actinopteri; Syngnathiformes; Syngnathidae. Gene Ontology annotation, biological process: actin crosslink formation. The coding region runs from base 1 to 1380 and encodes 459 amino acids. The record is from RefSeq and is a predicted model, not a curated record.